AUGGAGUUGCUUGGGGAUUCUCUGUGCUUUAGGUGGUGGUGGGAGGGAGAUCAUCCCAGGCAAGCACGAUUGGGGUUAGAAGGAGAUAGCAGUGUGAAUGAUAUUGGAUUUUUGAGAAGGUUAGCUGAAAGAGACUGUAAGGUUUUGAGCCUUGCUGGUUUCCUUUGUGUACAGAUACGCGAAGCUAGGAAUCAAACACUGGGUGAUUGCCUCAAGAAGGAGUUUAGGAUCACCGUUAAUAUCAUGAGGAGCACCAUAUCCAUUGACGCGUUUGAGGGUGUAAGAGCUCUGACCAUAGCCAAAGACAACUGUCCCAGGUGGAAUCCAGCGACGUUGGAUGAGGUAGAUGACGAGAAAAUCAAGUUGGUGUUUAAGCCCUUGGAGGAUGAUCUUGAGCUACGUAUCCCUGAAACCGAAGAGAACAGGUUUGUAAGGGUGGGAAGGCAAAGCCGAGACUUCAGGUUUUGCAUCAGUACGAGGAUAAAAAGAAAAAGUAGAGAAGAGAACAGAGGAUCCUGUGUGUUGUGUUUAUUUUAACUGCCAAGAUGUUAUGCUAUAUUAUUACCUAAUGUGUUGUUGCUACAUGUUCAAACACUCUAUGCAGUGAUGUUUUAAUAAAGGGUUGUUAUGUCUGAAUUGAUUUCUGUU
This is a messenger RNA of Brassica rapa (field mustard), 648 nucleotides long. RefSeq names its product 3-hydroxyisobutyryl-CoA hydrolase-like protein 1, mitochondrial. NCBI's taxonomy places the organism in Eukaryota, Viridiplantae, Streptophyta, Magnoliopsida, Brassicales, Brassicaceae. The record is from RefSeq and is a predicted model, not a curated record. Gene Ontology annotation, biological process: L-valine catabolic process. Gene Ontology annotation, molecular function: 3-hydroxyisobutyryl-CoA hydrolase activity.